CAGCAGCAGGAGGAGGAGGAGGAGGAGGAGGGGUGUGUGAGAGGUGUGGAAAAAAAGAGAAAGGGAAACGAGGAUAUUACGGGCAGCAGCGGAGUGGAGGAGAUCAUCCCGUGAAUGAUGGACACUGCUGCUGUGGAUGGGAGAAACUUCUGAAAAAUUAUUGCCUGCAAGGCGAUUUUUCUGUUGGAUUUUUAUUUAUUUUUUAUUUAUUUAUUUUAUUUUUUGUUGUCAGUCCUGAGGGGAUUCAACAGCUUGGCGCCGGCUGAGCGAGAUGCGAUGAUAUCAUGAGCAUAGCCGGCCAGGGAGAGAGAAAGAGAGACAGAGAGGAAGAGAGGGAGGGAGGAAGAGGGAGCGCGGGGAGGAGAGACGGGGAGUCGGCUACCACCAGGCCAGCUGAGGAUGCUUGUUGUUUCUAGAAACAGUAUUAAUCGCCGGGCCGAGCACUGAUCCUCCUCCUCCGGCACACCGAGCGCACCUGUCUCCGCUGAAGCUGUCCCGACCGAGGACGCAUUUCGCCCGCCUCGCUCGGUCUGCCGAAGGCUGGUUGCCUUUUUGAUGCCCCCCCUCUUCCUCUAUUUCCUGAUGCAGGGCCGGGGAGGGGUGAGCCAAAGUGUGCACCGGAUAUUGGAAAACCCAUUCUUCUUGCUGAUGCUGUUGUGAUAAUAGAUUAUUAUCUGGGCAACGCCGCAUCUGCACAGAUCCUGACCAAACGAGGCCUGGUUUGAGAAGAAACGGGAAUGUUUGGGCUUGGAAGGUUUAUGAAAACAUUUUUAGACGGUACCAGCAGCGACGAGAGGGGUCCCUGAUAUCGAUCAGAGACUGGAUUCAAUCAGGGCAUUCUGACUUGGGAUAUUUGAGACUCUGCUCUUACAGAAAUCAAUCUGUGGCAAAUGUAGCCUUCCUGCCCAGGUCUGGAUGAGAUCUGUCUCCUCUGCUCCACUUUUGGCCAGCUGAAUAAGCUAUACGGGAUCAAUCAGCUUUAAACUACUGUUAUUUAUAGCAAUGGGGGAGUGGGUUUGAUGUGACACGUUAUCACUGGCACCGGUCAAACCUCACACGUCCUCUUCUUUUGAUCGUUUCUACCUGCCUUCUGAAUGAUGCUGCUUUCUGCGCCGUAGUAAAAGGGACACAACCCGAGACUGGGAGAUACUUUAUUCUAGGCCUUAUAGAGUGGAAACUAGGAACUGGACCGCAUGACAAACAAGUGCAUGGGAGUAGCCUGCAGGGCCCGGCUUUAGAUCACGACCAGUCCUCCGUACCUCUCCUCUCCGCCGCCUGUGAUGUGCUUUACGGCAUUACGCACGGAGCAGGAGCGACCGCUAUCUUGAUCUGCCUUAUAUCAGGAAUAGAAUUUCAUCUCGGGAAAGGAUGAGCAGCAAGGAGCUGACGGUGGGCCAGUCCAGCCAGUAUGUGGGGCCUUACCGGCUGGAGAAGACCCUCGGGAAGGGACAGACAGGACUGGUGAAGCUGGGUGUCCACUGUAUAACAGGGCAGAAGGUGGCCAUAAAGAUUGUCAACAGAGAGAAGCUCUCAGAAUCAGUGCUGAUGAAGGUGGAGAGAGAAAUAGCUAUUCUUAAACUAAUAGAGCAUCCUCACGUUCUGAAGCUGCAUGACGUCUAUGAAAAUAACAAAUACCUGUACCUGGUGUUGGAGCAUGUGUCCGGUGGAGAGUUAUUUGACUACCUGGUGAAGAAGGGCAGGCUGACCCCCAAAGAGGCCAGGAAAUUCUUCAGACAAAUAAUUUCUGCCCUUGACUUCUGUCACAGUCACUCCAUAUGUCACAGAGACCUGAAGCCAGAGAAUCUUCUCCUUGAUGAGAAGAAUAAUAUCAGGAUAGCAGACUUUGGCAUGGCCUCACUCCAAGUCGGCGACAGCCUGUUGGAAACCAGUUGUGGAUCACCACAUUAUGCUUGCCCAGAGGUCAUAAGGGGGGAGAAGUAUGACGGUCGCAGGGCAGAUGUUUGGAGUUGUGGUGUCAUCCUCUUUGCUCUCCUUGUGGGUGCCUUGCCCUUUGACCAUGAUAACCUGCGGCAGCUUCUAGAGAAAGUGAAGAGUGGGGUAUUCCACAUGCCUCAUUUUAUACCUCCCGACUGCCAGUCUUUGCUUAAAGGAAUGAUAGAAGUCAAUGCUGACAAGAGACUCACGCUAGAAGCAAUACAGAAACACUCCUGGUACCAGGGUGGUCGUAAUGAGCCUUGCCCAGAGCAGCCGCCCCCUCGACGGGUGUGUCUGAGGAGGAUUGUGUCUUUAUCAGAGCUGGACCCUGAUGUCCUGGAAAGCAUGUACUCCUUAGGGUGCUUCAGAGACCGGGUCAAACUCACACAGGACCUUACAAGUGAGGAAGAGAACCAAGAGAAGAUGAUCUAUUUCCUCCUGUUGGACAGGAAGGAGAGAUACCCUAGCUGUGAAGAUGAGGAUUUGCCGCCCAGAAAUGACAUCGACCCACCCAGGAAGCGUGUGGACUCCCCCAUGCUGACGCGUCAUGGCCGCUGUCGUCCAGAGAGGAAGAGCCUGGAGGUCCUCAGUGUUACAGAACAGGGGUCUCCCACCCCACCUCGCAGGGCCCUUGACACUAAUGCACACAGCCAGAGGUCUCGUUCAGUCAGCGGAGCGUCCACAGGUCUGUCCUCCAGUCCUCUCAGCAGUCCCAGGAGUCCGGUCUUCACUUUCAACCAAUCAGAAGUCACCCCCACCUCCACUUCCUCUUCCAAAGACCCCAAACCAGGAAGUGCAACCACCUCUCGGCCUACCCGCCCGGCGCCUGAUCCAAAAACCCAAACCCUUCCUUCAAAGGGCCCCACUGAGCGGCCCCAGCUCCACUCUAUGAAGUCCCUCCCUCUUCAGACUCCACGCUCCCCUUCUCCAUCUCCCUCCCCACUCCUCUCCCCCAUUCCACGUUUCUUCAACUUCCCUUCUCCAUCUGUAUUCAAGUCCAAGAAUGUCCACUCGUCCUCUAACUCCUCUGCCACCCCUCCUCCUGUGUCACAGGUCACGCCGCAGGGCUCACCGCUGCCCACUCCGCUGGGCACACCUGUGCACCAAAUCCAGCACCCUUCCUCCACCACCCCUCCCUCCUCCUCCUCCUCGUCUUCUUCUUCCAGAGCAGACGGAACUGGCGGGGCGUCACUGUCGCUGACCCCGCCCUCCAGCCCGGGUGGCAGUGGCAGUUUGGCCGCCUCGAGCUCUGCCCACUGGAGAACAAGGCUCAACUCAUUCAAAAACAACCUUCUGGGCUCGCCACGCUUCCAUCGGCGCAAACUACAAGUCCCCACUUCAGAGGACAUGUCCAGUUUAACUCCAGAGUCCAGUCCAGAACUAGCUAAGAGGUCCUGGUUUGGUAACUUCAUCAGCCUGGAGAAAGAGGAACAGAUCUUUGUUUUGAUUCGAGACAAGCCACUCAGCUCUAUCAAGGCUGACAUCGUCCACGCCUUUCUCUCUAUCCCCUCACUCAGCCACAGUGUGGUGUCUCAGAACAGUUUCCGGGCAGAGUACAAGUCCUCCGGUGGCCCCUCUGUCUUCCAGAAGCCUGUCAAGUUCCAAGUGGACAUUGCUUUUUCUGAGGGAGACAGUGAGCGAGAGAGGGAACGAGCAGAGAGGGAAGGAAGGAGAGAGAUGGGCAUCUACAGCGUCACCUUCACUCUAAUAACAGGUCCCAGUCGCAGAUUCAAGAGAGUGGUGGAAACCAUUCAGGCUCAGCUCCUGAGUACUCAUGAUCAGCCUUCUGUGCAGGCACUGGCUGAUGAGAAAAAUGGUCAGCUUUCCCGCCAACCCAGCACACCUCAGCGUCAGAAUUCUAGGCGUUCCGAAAGUGGAUCCGAGCGGGAGCGGGCAGAGAAGGAGCGUACGCCAGAUGGGCAGGGCGGAAGCGGGAGCAGCAGCGGGACCGUCCUACAAAGGCGAGGGUCAGGGAAAGACAAGACCAGACUCCUCUCAUCGUCCAAUGGGAUGCAGUCUCAUCCAUGAAAAGAAUGUUGUGGAAGAGAGGCGAGGGUCAUCUGCCUGGCCUUUUUCUCUUCCUUCCCUCAAUCCUUCCCACAUUCUUUCCUUCCCUGCUUUCUUACUUCCUGCCUUGCCUCCUACCAUUUCAAAGUAAUGGGAUGUAGUAGGGGGAGGUUUUUCCUUGAAGCUGAUCUGGGGAAAUGACAGAGAAAUGGCUGGUUUUAGCAAAAACAUACACUUCUGGUGGUGGUGGAGGCGGUUUAACCUGAUCUCUAGUCAGCCUUCAAGGGCAGCUUCACCCCGGAGGGACGAGUCCCAAAACUGGAUGCCCAAAAAACUCCCACCUUACCAGAGAGUUACAGGAAAAGUCCACAGCCAGGGUAACACACAGUUCACCUGAUCCGACGAAUCAAGAAAGCACAUACCCUUUUCACCGACCAGUCACAUUCAACACGUGGUUCAAAUCCAACAGGAAACUUCCCCUCAGUCAGUCAUAAUGGCACAGGAAGAUACUGACCAACACCAUCAUCUGAUCAUCAAGUCCCCUCAACACCACCUGACCAAACCAAAUGAUACAGUCUCAUGACAGGAAGCCCACUCUCCUCUCCUCCCCCCACUUCCUAAUUAAAGACAAAUAUUCUCAAACAAAGCUACAAAAUGAGGUUGUCUUUUGAGAAAGGAACAAGACAUAUAGGAGGAGUCUUGAUUUAGACUUGAUUGUUGAAGUGGAUAUUAUUUCUCAAUAAUUUAUAACCUUAAUUUGUACUUUAACAAUCAAGGAGUUUGAGAGCAGAGGAAAAAACAAAUGAAACAAUGGAUCUGGUUUAGGUGAAUAUCAAAAUACGACAAAGACAUAGAAGAAAGAAAUUUUCCGUGUGUGUAUGAGCAACAUAAAGUCCCACAGUUACUUCUGAAUUACUCUUACUGAAAAAGCUAUGAUACCAUAUUGCCUUUAAUGGAGGAGAAAAAGUGGAUAGCUAGUUAGAUUUAGCCCCAUUUUGUGGACACUAGUCACACCACAGGUAGAAUGUUUCAUAAGUGAAAACUCUUGCUAGAUGAGAGGGAGCUAGAUGGAGACAAAACAGGAUAGUUAGCAACAGGUAUCUAUUUGUUCGCAAACAAAGGACGAAAGAAAAUCCAGUAGCCAAAAACUUAACCUAACAUAAAGAUGACAGUGAAGGUGUGGGUUUUUUUCCCAGUCUAUUUCCCAUAUAAUAUUCAUACGCCAUAUAUACAUAGAAGGAGUUAUAGUUUGCUGUAGUCGCUUUAUAUAUGCUGACUGUGAAACAAUCCCUCCAAGUACAACUCAAUUGUAAAGGACAAAAUUCACUGUCUGUGCAUUGGUUCAGCUGAGGCUAAUAAGAGGCCUCAGCAGUCUGAGUUAGCCUAAAAGCUAAGGCCUGUCAAACUUUGGAUUUCUCAACAUGCUUAAGUGGUAUGCUAUAGCAACUGGCUACAGCUGUUUUGACAGCUGAUUGGCUGUAACCACCUAAAAAUAAUAAGCCCACUCUUGUCUACCAGUUCCUUAGCUCCUUUUAGCAAGUUUGAGUUACUGGUACUGUCAGAAAUUGCUGAUAUGUCUAAAUCAGAAUUACGACUUCCAGGCUGGCAUGGUUGUCUUUUUCUGAUUGUGCUGCUUGUUAUACUGCCUGGUCCUACAACAGCCAGGACAAAAAUACCCAUUUAAUUUGGCAAAAUAAGACUACUAACUCAGACUGUUUCCUAAUAUUUGCUUAAGCUG
Molecule: messenger RNA, 5680 nt
Organism: Scatophagus argus
Lineage: Eukaryota; Metazoa; Chordata; Actinopteri; Scatophagidae
Gene: brsk1b
Product: BR serine/threonine kinase 1b
Exons: 20
Coding region: 1369-3963 (864 amino acids)
Biological process (GO): intracellular signal transduction; protein phosphorylation; microtubule cytoskeleton organization
Cellular component (GO): cytoplasm
Molecular function (GO): tau-protein kinase activity; ATP binding; protein serine/threonine kinase activity
Source: RefSeq, a predicted model, not a curated record